AUGGAGAAUAUCCCCUAUGUUAAUGCAAUCGGGUACAUUAAUAGCUCCUUGAAUGUUGGAUUGGAAUAUUGUAAAAGUUAUGACUCACUUGAUCUUGUAGGCUUUGUAGAUUCUGAUUUUGCAAGUGACAAAUAUACAAGGAAGUCAACCACAUCAUACUUCUUUACUUUGGGAGGAAAUUGCGUGAGCUGGAAGUCCCAGCUUCAACCAAUUGUUGCUCUGUCCUCAACUAAGGCAGAGUAUGUGGCUGUGGCUGACAUCUUCAAAGAAGCUUUAUGGCUUCAAGGGAUGUUAUCAGAGGUUGAGCUACUUGAUGGGGUAGUCACUAGCUAUUCAAACAGCCAAAUUGUCAUACAUUUGAGCAAGAAUCCAGUCUACCACUAA
Pistacia vera is the source of this 384-nucleotide messenger RNA. RefSeq names its product secreted RxLR effector protein 161-like. Lineage: Eukaryota; Viridiplantae; Streptophyta; Magnoliopsida; Sapindales; Anacardiaceae. The transcript is spliced from 2 exons. The record is from RefSeq and is a predicted model, not a curated record. Bases 1 to 384 code for a protein of 127 amino acids.